Molecule: messenger RNA, 495 nt
Organism: Guyanagaster necrorhizus
Lineage: Eukaryota; Fungi; Basidiomycota; Agaricomycetes; Agaricales; Physalacriaceae
Exons: 2
Coding region: 1-495 (164 amino acids)
Source: RefSeq, a predicted model, not a curated record
AUGCUUGAUUGCUUCUUACGUCCCAAAAAUUCCGCCACCCCACCCAUGAUCUUCUCAAAUUUCCCAGUUGAUCGGGGUUUGAUCCCUUCCCUUCUCUACUUUAUAACGCCCCCCUCAUUACUUCUGGAUCGUCCUAUCCCUAUCCUUCCCCGGCUGGAAGUCGCUUUCUAUCCCUCUCUUACCCCGCCCACGCUGAAAAAAAUGUGCCUUUACAUAACCUCCCAAUACACCUACACCUGCGGGAAAGUCAGCACCACUGAGAACCGCGUCCAAUGCCCACACCGCCAAAAAUACCUCUCCGAGAAGCGCGCAUGGUUGGAUGGCGCCGCGGCCCCCAAGUGCUUAUGCGACGGGAUCCCAAAAAAGGAGAAGAGGCGCGUCGAAGUGGGGAAGCCGUGCAAACCGAACUGCCCGUACAUCGCGUACCCAGAGUUCCAUCGGCCAUACAAUUCCCGCUACGAAGCGAGGUUUCAAGCGUGGACUUCGUCGCGGUAG